This is a messenger RNA of Sinocyclocheilus grahami, 884 nucleotides long. RefSeq lists its product as uncharacterized. NCBI's taxonomy places the organism in Eukaryota, Metazoa, Chordata, Actinopteri, Cypriniformes, Cyprinidae. The coding region runs from base 17 to 847 and encodes 276 amino acids. The transcript is spliced from 6 exons. The record is from RefSeq and is a predicted model, not a curated record. Gene Ontology annotation, cellular component: membrane.
AGAAGAAAGCAGUAAGAUGAUGUUCUUCAAACAAUGCCAUUUUAUAUGGAUCUUGAUCAUCUGCAAAUCUGUUUCAGGAGAUGAUGUGACAAAAGCGGUGAAUAGUGAAACUACGUUCACUCAAGUGACUGGAUCGGUUGCGCCUAGCACCACCAGCAUUAUAUGGAAACACAGAGACAAUGCUGGAACUGUUGUGAAGGUCAUUGAAUGGGAUCUGGAGGAUGGCAGCACUGACAUUCCCAACGCCAAAUUCAAAUCCCACGCAACUCUGGACAAAAACACUGGAAAUCUUCAUUUAAAAUAUUUGCAGCUCGAACACAGCGGAACUUAUACAGUGGAAAUCAACAGCAAAGAGCAAAGAAAACAAUUCACUCUGACUGUUAUGGAGCCUGUCUGCAAACCUCAUAUUGUAAAAAAAUGCUUAUUGGAAGAUGUCAGUGGAUGUCUCUUGAGCUGUGUGGGUGAAGCCUCUUCUGAAAGUACAGUCAUUUGGAAAUACUGGGAUGGAGAGAAGCUUCACGAACAGUAUCCUAAUAUGAGGACAAUAACAGUGACCAACAGCGGUAACCCAGACAGCCACUACACCUGCACACUGAAAAAUGCAGUGAGUGUGGAGACCAGUGAUCCACUGUAUUUAAAAUAUCUGUUUCAUGAUUCGAACACAGCAAUUAUCAUUGCAGUCAUCAUUACUUUGAUUAUUUUGAUCGCUAUGGUUACUGUCAUCCUUUUCCUCAAAAUACAUCAAAUAAUUGGUUAUUGUGCUGCUUGCUGUGGGAAACGGAAGAUUUCAAGGAUGCAAAGCAACAAGAGGAUCUUCUGGACCCAUUUGCCUGGUCAUCGGCUCUAAAUCCCAGCUUCACUAAAGCAACUGGAGCUCCUAACCA